Molecule: messenger RNA, 2791 nt
Organism: Tachysurus fulvidraco (yellow catfish)
Lineage: Eukaryota; Metazoa; Chordata; Actinopteri; Siluriformes; Bagridae
Gene: thap12a
Product: THAP domain containing 12a
Exons: 5
Coding region: 157-2349 (730 amino acids)
Source: RefSeq, a predicted model, not a curated record
GAAGUAGCGCGCAAAGCAUUGUGGGAAGGAGGUGAAUUGUUCGUGUUGACUCCUCCAGGCCACACAAAGCACUAGAGUGCCGAAUAAAUUCGGUCAUUUUCAUUGAAUUAAUCACUAAAACUGAGUAAAAACUAGAAUAAAAGUGUUGGCUGAACCAUGCCGAAUUUCUGCGCGGCUCUGCACUGUUCCAGGAUGAGUUCCCACUCUGUGUUGGCGUUCUUCAGGUUCCCGCGGGAUCCGGAGAGGUGUAAAAAGUGGGUAGAGAACUGCAGUCGGUCAGAUCUGAGAGAUAAAACGCCAGAACACCUGAACAAAUACCACAGACUGUGUGCCAGACACUUCGAGCCUGAUCUGAUCUUAAAAACUAGCCCAUUCAGGACAGUUCUAAAGGACACAGCGAUACCCACAAUCUUUGACCAUCCCACUCGCAAACGGGCAAAUGAACAGGAUGAAGAAAACACGCCACAGGUUAAAGUUCAGAGAGUGGAGGAGAAUCAGGACAAGGAUGUGGAGAAGUCCACAGAAAGUGUUAACGGCCAGGACGCUCCCGAAGAACCCCAGGUGGUGGAAAAGGACUGGGAUCAGCACGAGUAUCUGCGCUCCCUGAUUGACUUGGUGGUCAUGAUGGGGCGGCAGAACAUCCCCUUGCAGGGCCACUUGGACAAAGACUCGAGGAGCAAAGCCUUCACUCCCACCAACAUCCAGGCACUGUUGGAGUUCCGCAUCAACGCCGGUGACGAUGCUCUCCGGAGGAGGAUGGAGACGUCACCCGCCAGUUUGGAGUCCACACAGCUGCAUCAGAUCUUGGAGGUGUGCGAGAGGUGCCUUUGCAAGGAGCUGCUCUCCGAGGUGAAAGAGGCUCGCUUUUUCUCUCUGGUCAUGGAAAACAUUGUGGAGAUCGCUGGGGAGAGUAGAAUCCCCGCCUUCAUCCGCUUUGUGGAUCAGAACAACUGUCUGCGUGAGGAGUUUUUUGGAUUCCUGCUGUUUGAAGGUGAUGCUGAAAGCAUCGUCACAAACCUUUGUGCUGAAAUAUCAGAGAAAGGGUUGAGCAUGGAGGACUGCAGAGGGCAGGCGUACUUCAGCACCGGCGUCCAUUCUGCCAAAGUGAAAGACGUCGCUACCAAAUUGAGCGAGUGCUUUCCCUUAGCGGUUCUCACUCCCAGCUCUGCCCACGCCCUAAACAUCAGCCUGGCCAACAGCAUGCACUUCACAAGCGUGCACCUCGUCAUGUCCACCCUAAAGAGGAUCGACGCCUUCUUCAGCAGGUCUCCUCUUUUGCUGGAACAGCUGGAGGGCGCCAUUUCGAUUUAUUACCAGGGGAACGAGGAGAAGGCAAACGUCCUCAAGCAGGUGUGUCGUACUGACUGGACGCUGCAGCACGACGCCUUCGAGGUUGCUGUCGACCUCCUGGAGUCUCUGCUCCUCUGCAUGGACAGCAUUCAUGACAACGAGGAGCUGAAGUGGAGCGACGAGAUCUCGCACGAGGCCUUCGUGGUCUCAGAGGCGCUGGCGGACUUCGAGUUCGUGAUGGCUCUGGUUGUCUUGAAAAACACGCUCUCGUUUUCCAGGGCGUUUGGGAGGAACCUUCAGGGACAAACCAGCGAAGUCUUCUUUGCCGCUAACAGCUUGCCGGCCGUCCUGCAUUCGCUCAACGAGGUCCUCGAGAACAUUGAGGUUUAUCACGAGUUCUGGUUUGAAGAAGCGGUCAACCUCGCUGCCGCCUUGGAGAUCCCCGUCAAAAUCCCCAGGCUCUUCUUUAGGAAGCAGCGUCCGGACGCUGGAGACGAGAUCCAACCCGAGACCUACUACAAAGUCCACUUGACGUUCCCGGUCGUCUCUCAGGUAAUAAAGGAGCUGAGCGAUUUCUUCUCUGCAAAUCACCUUAACGCACUUCGGUCCCUGUCGUUCGUCCCGGCGAUCAUGUCACAGCUCAAGUUUAACACGGAGGAGAACAGCGCCGACGUCUACAAGAACGACCUUCCCAACCCCGAUACGCUCCCCACUGAGCUCAACUGCUGGAAGAUCAAGUGGAAGCACGGCACCAAGAACGUCAUGCAGCCCUCCACCAUCUACGAGACGCUCCAGCUGUCUGACGUCAAGUUUUUUCCCAACGUGUGUGCGCUCCUCAAAGUCCUCCACUGCCUCCCGGUGCUGUCGCUCAUAGAGGAGAAGUGCAGCGAGGCGAGGAGGCGUCUGAUGGCAUACCUGCGGGACACGCCCCCCAAGCACAGACACAAGAGCCUGGCGCUGUUUAACGUCAACUGUGCCGUGAGGGUGGAUGUGGACCUGAUGAUGGAGGCGUAUCUCACAACGUAUCCAGACAACGAGACGACGGAGGAACCUGCAUGAUUAACCCGACAGAAAUAAGAAUUAGUCUGAUGUAAUAUUCUAGAUUUUGACGCAGAUUUGGAGGCGUGUUGUUAUGGGACCCGGGGCAGAGUUUAAUCAACCAAUCACAACCUCUUAUCACAUAACUCCUGGGCAUCAGCUUUAAAUCUUAUCAGCCUGACACGAGCCUAGUGGCCUGCUUUCCUUCCUUCUUUCUACGUCAACCUUCAUUAUUUUAUGUUGUUGUUGUUUGGUAUUAUUUCUCCUAAACCUACUUUUUUCCCCUUGUACAUCCUGGGAGUGUGUGUGUGUGAGUAUGUGUGUGUGUGUGUGAGAGGUAUUAAGGUGCACUGGAAGUGAAUAAGAACUGAACAGACUCUUGUGUUAUAAUGUUUUGUUAAAAACCAUUUCUGCUAUUUUUGAUUACUCAAUGUGGAUUAAAUAAAUAUUUUUACUUUAGGCA